GGACACCACGAUGCUUCCCGAAGAAUCAUCACCGCUACCCUCAGCCUCCAGCCUGGCUUCGGUAGAGACUUCCCUGCGGUGGGCCCAGAGAAAACCGGGAGAGCACAGCUCUGUCACCCCAGGCUCGGGCUGCGCAACGAGGACACGCGUAGAAACCAGCGGUGGCAGAUGUUGGGAAGCGCUCUGCUGGCAGCAAACGGUCUUGGAGCAAAGAGCGCUACUGGAAGCGCUUCCCACACACGGUCAAGCUCAGCUCUGAGGAGAGUGGCACAACUGGAAAGCAAAAUCCUGGACCGAAGAAAGCAGUUGGAAUUGCAAAACACCGACUUGGGCCAGAAGCCUUUGGAUGAGGAGUCCCCCUCCUCUGCUUCCAGUCACAAACCCAGUGCAAGGGGCAAGAGAUACCUGAAGAAUUAUGCUACUGCCAGUGGAUAUAUGACCCUCCGUAACGGUUGUUCUAAGGAAGAGGAAAGCAUCCAAAGCCCUAAAAAGAAUGUUAUGGUUAAACAACAGCUUGGUUUGGAUAGUGAUGAAAAGGAAACGAGAGAAUUGUUGGAGAUUUCAAGUGUAAAUGAGAAUCAGAGGGUUGUUGUAGGUGAUUCUAAAUGGGGUACAGAGAGGAUGACUCCAGUUUCAUCAAGAAUGCCUCCUCCAUCUCCCAAGGAAAUUUCACUGACAGAGGGAUCUAAAGCAUCUUAUCUUCACAGCAAAUACUCAGAGAGCAGAGCUGGUUCACCAACCAGAAACCCCUUGGUACGACAUAACGUGAGUUCUCUGUUGCUGUCAUCUUCCGUGAAAGACAAUACUGUAAAGAUUACUCUGCCUAGAACAGGCAACACCAAGCAAAGCCAAAAAUCCCUGGAAAGUGAAAGAAGUGAAGUCACCUCAUUAGAUGAGUUGUUUUCAAAAGCAGCCCAGGCAGAAGAUUCAGCUAACAGCAGCUCAGAUGACUUCAGACUGAAUAUCCUAAGCCUUGAUGAUUUGGCACCAAGUAUCACCAGUGAGGCAGCAGAAUUAAAGCAGCAAGGGACACACAUGCAAAUCACUCAGGAAUCAAACAGAAAGCCAAAAAAAGAUGCAUCCCUGGUGGAAAAGGACCAGGGUUCUCUUAGAAUGACAAGUGCAGUAACUGGUGUGAAGGAUCCUUCUGAUGAGGAUGUUGAAAAAACCGUGACUGGAGCUGACAUCUCUGAGCAUUUAAGUGGAGUUUCUGCUGAUUUCCCUAGACAGAAACAGGAUUAUCUUGAUGAGAGAACUAUUAAUUCAGAGUAUUCUGAAGACUUUGAAAGUUCUCCAUCCACAACAGACAGGGAAUCUGUAGCAAAGAUGUCAGAGGAACAUUCAGAGAGCUGCACAUCGUCUGGAAAACACCCAUCUUCAGCAUCAUCACCUGGACUUGCCAGAGCACAGCAGGAGCAGGUACAGAGAGUGACUGUCAGAGAAACUGCAGUUCAGACGGUGGAUCCUCUGUUCACCUACUGCUGGCCAAAGGCAAACACCUCAGCAGUACUUGACCCACCUGUAGGAAACAGUUACGUCGAUCCCAUACCUAUUGCCAGUCACGUCAUCAGCACGGAUGCAGUAGAAGCCUUGACAGCAUACAGCCCAUCAGCCCUUGUUUUAAACACAAUGUUGAAACAGCACUUGAUGCUGACCCAGCAGUUUGUACAGAACAUUCACCACCUUCAUGUAUCCCUCGUGGAGUCAUUAGAGAAUGAGAAGUUCCACUACCAUACCCUGGAAGAGGCUAAAGAGUACAUCAAGAAUCACAAAUCCCCACCUCUAACACUUGAGCAAGCAUGUGAAGAAGUUCAGAAAGCACAGGAGGAAAAACUGCUUUGA
This is a messenger RNA of Nestor notabilis (Kea), 1842 nucleotides long. RefSeq names its product chromosome unknown open reading frame, human C19orf44. The annotation marks the transcript as partial. The record is from RefSeq and is a predicted model, not a curated record. The transcript has 7 exons. NCBI's taxonomy places the organism in Eukaryota, Metazoa, Chordata, Aves, Psittaciformes, Psittacidae.